Perkinsus marinus ATCC 50983 is the source of this 1503-nucleotide messenger RNA. RefSeq names its product factor for adipocyte differentiation, putative. The annotation marks the transcript as partial. Gene Ontology annotation, molecular function: protein binding. Lineage: Eukaryota; Perkinsozoa; Perkinsida; Perkinsidae. The transcript has a single exon. The record is from RefSeq and is a predicted model, not a curated record.
AUACGUGGUGUGAAUCUCGCCGGGAAUGGAGGCCCGUGGAGUCCGUACGUUGCCGGAUUCGCAGCAGGUGUUCCUUCCCCAUGCACUCAGCUGCAUUUAGUUGACGCUGAUUGCUAUCGUGGAGCCAAUAUCACCAAUCGUUGCAAUACUCUUGACUUUGAUAUUCCGCCCAACACCAACGCGGCGAAUACCACGACAUGCAAUAAGCUCGCCUGGCAGCCUUCUGAAGAUGAAGGUGGAUGCGGCUUAGUGGCGUAUCAAGUGUUCCGUGAGGGUUCCCUCAUUGCUGAGGUUCCAGGAAGCAACAUUCACUUUAGUGACUUGGACGCUAGUCUUGUCUGUGGUCAAGAAUACAACUAUGCUAUCCGAGCGCUCAACUGUAGGGGAGAUGAGAGCAGUCCAUUGGUGAACGUCACCGUUCGACAAGGCGCCCGUCCAUUGCCUCUAUGCAGAGACUUCGUUGAAUCUGCGGAAGGUUGGGUCUGUGAUGGUAACGGUCUCUCGGCCAAGCCUGCUUCUACAACGUCGCUGAACUACAGUUGGCCGCGUUUGGGUUCCGCCGUAUCGCUCCGAGAAGAUUGGCAGUCGGGUUUCGCUGUCAAUGAGAGUAUCCUGGGCUAUAUCUUAUCGCAUGACGAUGGCCUUAUGGGGAACAUGGAAGUCGUCUAUGAUGGAGUUGGCUGGCCUUCACAAACGUUCUAUAUUCAGAAGAAUCUGACCCCUGGGCUGACGUACAGGGCAACUGUUAGGGCUGUCACUACUGUUGGCCAAGGAGAGGCUUCUCCGGUGCUCUACACUGUUAUGGCUGAGCCUCCGGACCCUCCAAUGAAUGUGAAGAUAAAAUGGGCUACUCCAACGGGCGGAGUUGAUUUGUAUUGGACCGCUCCGACUUACACUGGUCAUAGCCCCGUCACGAGUUAUAUAAUCCAGUAUCGCUCAGUUGGCGAGAGCUCUGAGUUCUUCACCAUUCCGCGCUACCCAAGUGGCGUGGAGCAAGGGCCGUAUCGACUUGAUGAAAGCGAUAAUCUAACACGAAGCCAAGAGUUCGAGUUCCGUAUGGCUAGUGUGAACACUGCUGGACAAAGUCAGUGGAGCGAAGUGGCAUCGAUAUGGGUUGGGAAUAGGCCAUUGCCUCUGCCCGAGAGGCUUGGCUUGUGGUUCUCUAUGGUCAACAAGACACAUGUGGGAGUGUCCUGGCCUCAGCUUGAUGAUGAAUCGUUGUUGAUGAUCCCCGAUAUUUAUGGGACUAGGAGGGACGCGUGGGGUUACGUCUUAUACGCUUAUGCGUUUACCGGUAACUAUACGCCGUCUGAAGCUUACAGGACUGCGGCAUCGGCGAACGUUACUAGCACCAUCAUCGCAGUCCCGACCGAGGCAACAUGUGGAGGUUUGUUCUGCAUUACAUUGCGAUUGUGGACACUAGUUGGUGAUGGGACAGACAAUCCAGAUUGGAGAGCUUGUACUGACACCUCGGACCUUCCUGGCACGCCCAUCGAUCCUCGA